Molecule: messenger RNA, 267 nt
Organism: Balaenoptera musculus (blue whale)
Lineage: Eukaryota; Metazoa; Chordata; Mammalia; Artiodactyla; Balaenopteridae
Product: DAZ-associated protein 2-like
Exons: 3
Coding region: 1-267 (88 amino acids)
Source: RefSeq, a predicted model, not a curated record
AUGAACGGCAGGGGUCAGUAUCCACCACAGCCAGCCUACCCUGCGCAGCCUCCUGGGAAUCCGGUGUGCCCUCAGACCUUGCAUCUUCCUCAGGUUCCACCCUGUACUGAUGCUUCACCUGCCUGCUCAGAGGUCUGCCCCACCGGGUACCCUCCCGGCACUGCGCAGCUUGCAGUCAUGCAGGGAGCCCAUGUCCUUGUAACUCAGUGGAAGAGAAACUUCUCCGUGGGUGGCUCAGAUGGUGACUACACCAUCGAAAAUCCUUAA